Molecule: messenger RNA, 423 nt
Organism: Eurypyga helias (sunbittern)
Lineage: Eukaryota; Metazoa; Chordata; Aves; Eurypygiformes; Eurypygidae
Gene: KCTD5
Product: potassium channel tetramerization domain containing 5
Exons: 4
Biological process (GO): protein homooligomerization; proteasome-mediated ubiquitin-dependent protein catabolic process
Cellular component (GO): Cul3-RING ubiquitin ligase complex; cytoplasm
Molecular function (GO): cullin family protein binding
Source: RefSeq, a predicted model, not a curated record
GAUGAAACAGGUGCCUAUUUAAUAGACAGAGACCCGACCUACUUUGGGCCAGUGCUGAACUAUCUCAGACACGGGAAACUGGUUAUUAACAAGGACCUGGCUGAGGAAGGUGUACUGGAAGAGGCUGAAUUCUACAAUAUCACAUCGCUAAUAAAACUGGUAAAGGACAAAAUAAGAGAAAGAGACAGCAAAAUCUCGCAGGUGCCAGUCAAACAUGUGUACAGGGUGCUGCAGUGCCAGGAAGAGGAACUCACGCAGAUGGUUUCCACAAUGUCCGAUGGCUGGAAAUUCGAACAGCUGGUCAGUAUUGGUUCUUCCUAUAACUACGGCAAUGAAGAUCAGGCUGAGUUUCUGUGUGUUGUCUCAAAGGAAUUGCAUAACACUCCCUAUGGCACAACCAGUGAACCCAGUGAGAAAGCAAAG